Molecule: messenger RNA, 789 nt
Organism: Gossypium arboreum
Lineage: Eukaryota; Viridiplantae; Streptophyta; Magnoliopsida; Malvales; Malvaceae
Exons: 2
Coding region: 133-561 (142 amino acids)
Source: RefSeq, a predicted model, not a curated record
UACCUUGCGUUUAAGUUACAGAAACGCAAACCCCAGACGCAUCUAUAAGUAAGUAUAACAUAAAUGGUUGUAUAUAACACACAUCUACUCUACCAUUGAUUGCCCUCUUCAUUCAUUGAUUUUUUGCAUAAGAUGUUCCCCAAACCACAUUGUUAUGAUCUGAUCCUGCAUAGGAAGAUUGGUAUGAAUAUGCAAACUAAGCACAAGAAGAAAAAAGCGAGGAAACAUGAUUCAAAAUUGAAAUGUAGAAGAUGGAAGGGAGAAUUGGAAGAGAUUAGGAAGGAGCAAAGUAGCAUCAGAGAAGGGCAAUCCCAAGUUGGAGAGAAACUGGAGGCAAUGGAAAUUGAAUGUGAAGCACUACAUGAAGAAUCAAAGUUGAUGAUAAAGCGAAGUGCCCUCACUCAAAUUCGUUUGGCUGUCAUGUUAAAUAUAUUGACCGCACGAAAAGGAGGAGAUUAUGCUAUAAGGCUGCGCAGUUCACUCAAUUGCUACGGUUGGCUUAAUUUGCUUCUGCAUAUCCUUCAAACAUUAUAUAUAUACAUAUUUUACGAACAAGGUUGACAGUAUAUGUUUUCAUCUUCCUUUUUUCAGUGAAAUAAUAGCUAAGGGGUAACAUUCAACAGCAGCAAAUACUGAGGAACAAUUGAUUACCCCUAAACUCUCCAAGAGAACUAUCACUGGAAUUGGAAUACUUAAAUCAUUUUUAUAAUUUAAAGAAACUUGAUAAAUUUAUUAUAUACGCAUGGAUUGUAUUAGUAAUAGUAUAUGAUAGAGAAUAUCUUUUAUAUA